Molecule: messenger RNA, 7899 nt
Organism: Oreochromis aureus
Lineage: Eukaryota; Metazoa; Chordata; Actinopteri; Cichliformes; Cichlidae
Gene: cmtr2
Product: cap methyltransferase 2
Exons: 3
Coding region: 151-2463 (770 amino acids)
Biological process (GO): 7-methylguanosine mRNA capping
Cellular component (GO): nucleus; cytoplasm
Molecular function (GO): methyltransferase cap1 activity
Source: RefSeq, a predicted model, not a curated record
AUCUUUCCUUCUUCCUCAAAGACUUAAAGGUCUGAACACGCUGUGAGAGAAGAUUCAGGGUUUCCAAAGAGACACAACCCGGACUCUCUUCGAUUCCGUAGGAAGUGUCCCAUUUAGCUUCCAGUUUAUCACGCAGAGGAAGUGUGGAGGAUGAGCACAGGCAAUGGGACCAGGAGGAAAGUCGGCAAGCAGCAGCAGCAGCAACAAUUUAACAACAUGGUGGCACCUGACCCUGAAACUCUGGCUGAGAUGCAAGGUCUUUUUAGCAAAGUGAGAACGUAUGUGAAACCAUCCAGUGGGUCUGAGUGGUGCAUUCCUGACCCGAAUGUUGCUCUCAGACACGCACCGGAACAGCACUGCCGUCUGCAGGCCCUGAAGGUUUCGCUGAACGACGUGAAGAACCAGCUCAGUGACAAAAAUGUACAGGUGUGGCAUCAGCACACCAGCUCCACCAAUCGGGCCGGGAAGGUGAUCGGUGUCGUCCGGUCUGCUGCCAACGCAGAGAUCUGCACUCAGGCAUGGUGUAAAUUCUACGAAAUCCUGGGAAACUUUAAUCUUCUUCCAAACGAGGCUCUUCAAAACGGAGAGCUGAACACGGUCCAUCUGUGUGAGGCACCGGGGGCCUUCAUAACCGCUCUCAACCACUACCUCAAAACCAGUGAGGCCACACGAUACUGUGACUGGAACUGGGUUGCUAACACCCUCAACCCGUACCACGAGGCCAACGGGGGAAAUACAACCAUCGCAGAUGAUCGAUUAAUUGCUAACACGCUGCCCUGGUGGUUCUUCGGCUCAGACAACACCGGGAACAUCAUGAUCCAGCAACAUUUGCUGGAUCUGCAGAACUUCGUGUCUAACAUGCGGAGGAUUGAUUUGGUGACGGCAGAUGGAAGCUUUGACUGUCAGGAGAACCCCGACGAGCAGGAAGCGCUGGUGGCGUCACUACAUUACUGCGAGGCCGCAGCUGCUCUGCUGCUCCUGAGCCCCGGCGGCUCCUUUGUACUAAAAAUGUUCACCCUGUACGAACACUCGUCUGUCUGCUUGCUCUACCUGCUGAACUGCUGUUUUCAGUCUGUCACUGUCUUCAAACCCGCCACCAGCAAAGCAGGAAACUCUGAGGUGUAUGUUGUGUGUCUGAACUAUGACAACAAGGAGGCUGUGAGGCCUCUGCUCUCAAAACUGAUUCGUAAUUAUGGAUCACAACUAGCCGACAGAGAGGCACUUUUCCAGAAUUCUGUAAUCCCAGAGUCGUUCAUGAGCCAGCAUGUGGAAGUGUGCUCAUACUUCCACACCCUGCAGGUAGAGACGAUAUCAGAGAACCUGCAACUGUUUAAAGGUAUGAGCACAGAGGAGAGGCAAAGACUCGACCACAUCAGGGACUUUGUGGCUCAGGAGUACCUACAGCGCUUCCAGGUGUGCUUUCUCCCGCGAAGCCGAUGGAUUUCUCGUAACACCGUGAUUCCUGCCUGCUGCAGCGUGUCAGCCGGACGACCUCUGGGACAGAAGAAGCAAACGGGCUCCUUCAAUGAGCGGAGGGAAUUGCAGACCUUAAGCUGGAGGGAGCGUGUUCAGAGGGGUUGCCAUGCCACCUGGAUACAGAGACACUGGACUGAGGAGAGUGGGAAGGACUGCAAGCUGGAGGGACCCCUGUCCAACUGUCAGGUGGAUUCGUGGUAUGUUAUUGUGGGGACUGCUCUGCCUGCAGUCAGAAACUCUCCGUUCUGUGAUGGAGGGUUGUUAAACCACUUGAACGAAGCACUGAUGGACACAGCUGUAGACUGGACCCACGUGACUCCUUGUGACUCUUGCCAUGUGGUUUGCGCGUCCUCCAUUUUGUCAGAGGUUGCAGGCCAGUGUGCCUUUAAAGCCGACAAUUUAGGGGGCAAAAGGAGGACGCAGUGUUUGGUGUUUGGCAGCUGCUCGGUUUGGGGGAUCUCUGAUAGCCAAGUUGAGGAUCUAGUGUUAACAUUUUCUGCAGAGCCUUCAUUUCCUGAAAGAGGCUCCGUGUUGCUGCACGAUGGUGAGCCACUGUAUCAGCGGCAGCUCUUAAGUUGUGUUAUGUUUGCCCUGCAGAGCCUGAGCUCUGGGGACGCCCUGCUGCUGCCUGUGAUUUCUGCCCUCACCCGUGUCACGGCAGCCGUCGUGCUCUGCCUGCACGCAUGUUUUCGCUCCGUCUCCUUCAAGUGCCCUCCCCCCUCUGGAGGGGUUGGGACGGUGCUGGUGUGUGUUGGUUUCUGCCCUGAAGCCGCUGCCCAAAUGCUGCUGGUUCUCGCCGAAGUCCAGGAGAGCAUGAGCCAGCUGUUAAGAGAUGAGGAGGGUAAAAAUGAGCCUGGUGGAGGCGACAGACAGGUGCUGCAGUUUGUUCCCAUGGAGGAGCUGCUCACUGGAGGACUGACUGACUUCCUGUGGACCGUGAACUCUGAAAUCAUCCAACGGAAGCUGCAUCUGCUCAUGCAGGCAUAGCGCGCUUUGGUGGGCUGUCACUGUGGUAUGCACUUUUUCGCUUCAGAAGCGGUUUAAUCAUGUUACAGUCCAGUUUAUUUGCUUAUGGAAUCAGCAGACUGCUCAGCUGCAUGAGCUUUCAGCAGUUAGUCACCGAAUCGCUUUCGCAUGUUGAUAUGAACUCAUCUGAUUUAACAUUACACUCCUCUCACUUAUUUAUUACAACACACCUCCAGAUAUUCAGAUUCUUUAGUGUGCUUCAACUCGAACCGAUGCUGGCAGUCAGAAGACGUUUAUCAGACUUGUCUUGAUAGGUGCAGUCACAUGUGAGACAUCUAUCAAGUGGAGCCACAAACGUGGCAUGGCUGAAAAUGCAAAUUACUCUCAGUACUUGAUCAGCAGAAAAUGUCCAUGACCAAAGUCUCAGAGGGAUUUCAGGAUGCUAAAUAAACAGCGGUCCAGCUGUCUGCACCAAACCUCCUGUUGGUCACGGAUGUUUUGAGUUGACAUCACAGAGAGCCUGAAGUGCCUGCUAUUUUGCAUCAACACGAUGUUUAAUCCCACUGUGUUGAGUAUCUUUUUAUCUUCUAUGCAGCUCUCCGUCAGAUUACUGUUUUCGGUUAAUUUCAUUUGUGUCCAGUGAGGAAAACUUUGUACUGUCAACGGACAGAAAAAAAAGGUUCCAUCUGUCAUGCUCUGCACAGCUGGAGGGGGAGUGUUGUGGGAUUUGUAUUAUUUGUCGUCUUUUUAGUUUGUUUAUUCUGUUUUUUCAGUAUAAUUCGAAUUAGGGGUAAAUUUUGUUAUAAAAAUAAUGUAAAAAAAAAAAAAGGACAUGGAGGGUUUCUGUUCUUUAAAAAUGCUAGUUUACUUAAUAGUCUGAAGAUAACCCAAGUAGUGUAUUAACUCCUUAAUGUCUAGUGUAUCAUAUUUGAUACAUACAGUUUUUGUGAGUUUUUGAGACGUAUACAUCAUCCGUGUGAUUUCCCCCCCCCUCCCCCCCAGUGAAAAAACAAAAUAAAUUGCACAAUAUUCUCAAGCAAUAAAUUGCAAAAAAUGCAUGAUACAAAAGAAAUUUUAUAUUUGCAAAUUAAUCUUUUUUCUCAGAAGGUUCAAUAAACACUAAAUUUAAAAAAAGAAGAAUUUUCUGGCCGUUAUUUCAUGGCUCACACAAGAGUUAGCAAGUUAGUUCCAAGCUCGGAUAAAUGAGGUUUGGAUACUUGAUUGGUUGAGACCCGGGUUAACAACACACGUUACUUCUCUGGGUUGGAUGUAGUUCAUGGUGUGACAGAAGGUUGAUGCUGGGGACAAAGUGAGAUAUAGGCAGAUGUUUUUUGAAGCAAACUUUAAAAAGGAGCGUCCAAAAGAUCAAGAUGAUCUGGAUAGUUGUUGAAGUACAUUUGGUCCUGUGCAAAGUUCUUGAACUACUUGUCAUUUCUUUAUAGCUUGUUAGGAAAUAGGUGCAGCAAUUUUUUGUGAUGUACAAACAUUUGUGGAAACAGAGUAUUUCCCAAGUGACUAAGCUGGACUUCCACCACCAUCAUAUUGUAGCUAUUGCUUUAUCUGUUCAGCCAUUGGUGGAUAUGUUUAUAAUACACCACUUACAUUUCUAUAACCUAGUGUCAGCAUCUGUGGAUGUAGAAGAAGCUGUUAAAUCACCCUAACUGCAGAAGGUUCACCUCAGAGGUUUCAGAAAAACAAACCAAUAAAUUAAGCCGGUAAAAAUGGUUGUUUAUUAGUUCAGACAUAAGUUUGCAACCAGGAUGGUGACCCUGAAAUAAUCUGAAUAAAACAGUACAAACCUUUCAUGUGAGUAUAGGUCGAGUGAGAUUAAUCUGUAAUAUAGGUCAGUAAUGGGGGUCAAACCAUUUAAAAACUGCCAUUGUGAAAACUAAGUUGUCUGGAUUUUCAUUAUUUUGUUUAAUAGCGUUCGUGUUUGAUUGCAGAUUAUAGCUGAAAACUGGAUCACUGACAAAAUCGGAAAGUUAUAUUCCACUAAUCUUUUUUUCCCUGUGUGCCCGUCUCCAUUAAGAUCACCACCCCACACAAUUUAGACCAGAGAUUCAUACAAAUGUACGGUUUAGGAGAUUUAAUCCAGCAAAAAUAGGAAAAAAAAAAUGGGUAGGUUUGUUUAAAAAGUGUGUGUAAGAGAGAGGCUGGGUUGUGUAACUUCAAUAUAUUUCUUUCUCUGUGUAAUAUUCUUCUCCAUUCUGCUUUUGCAAAUUAUGCACUCACACACACAUACACACUACCAAAUAACUGAGUGUGUGUUGUUUCUGUUGAUUCUGACCACGGGCCACUCUGGACUUGAAGUCAUGCACGGUCAGGUAGUUAACUCAGUUCGACUCUCAGCAGUAAGAAAUCUGCGAGACAGCGAGGCUUAGACGGGCGAUCGGCUUGAGUGAGGAGAGAGACUACGUCAGCAAACAAAAGAAUUUGAUUUUUGCUUUUAUUUCAGGGUUGAACGGAGAUUCUCCACUUGCUCCUAUGUCUGCAGAGUAAAGAUGUUGACAGUGAAACUCUCAUUAUGCAACAACAACAAAAAAUAAAUAAAUAAAGACAGCAGGAAGAUGCUGGUGAGGAGGACAUGUUCAUCAGAGGGAAUCAGCUCAGUUCAGUCAGUUUUCUUUGUCUGAUCUCACUUUCAGACAAGCUGUCUUGCUUGUUAGUCUCGCUCUACGACUUCAAUCGCUAAUCUGUGACAGAAAUAAAAUGGGUUGCAGUAAGGAAAGUAUUAACAUUCCUCAAAAACAUACCUGUCAAAACAAAAAGACUACUAAACUCUUGGUUUUAUUCCGUGCCUAGUUUUCAUAAUCCUUUUUCACAUUAAAUUUGCAAAGUGUUAAAAAGCUCCACUUCUGCAGCAGGUUUUUACCUGAUCAACAGUGUUUUUCACCUUUAGGCCUCACGUAACUUCAAGGCUAAAGGGAGUCAAAUAAAACACCCUGCUGAGGGUUAAAUGUCAAACACAUGAUUGAUACAACAGUACAAUAAAACUGGCUUUUUUUGUCUUUUUCUUUUACAAAAUACCCUCUGUCCACAGUUAUGCAUUUUUUCUAAUCAAACUAUCAGAAAGCAAAUAAAAAGACGAUCAGAAUAUAAAACAUGAUCAAAGGGUUUAAACCUGAAUUACCAGCGGGGGUGUGACUCCUCCGAUUACAAAAACAAGUCUGUGUGUUUAUUCAUCAAAUCCCCAAAAGGAAAAUAAUUUCGUAAUAGAUCCAUCUCACCCUGAUCACCUACUCUUUGAGAUGAUAAAGGAGAUACCGAACAUACAGGUACAGAAAAAUCAAAACAAGGACAAAAAGACCAGUUUUACUGCAGAGCUGUACAUGCAUUAAUGCUGCAAUAUCUAUAUGAAUUCAUCUGUGCAAUAAGGGUUUAUGCAGCCUGGGAGGCUGGUUCCUUUUGUUUUUUGUUAAUUUUGAUCUCUUCAUACACUUUUAUAUAGUUUCUAGGUUUUAUGAUUGUUGUGAGUGAUCUUUGCAUUGCUGAAAUUGGACUUAAUUUUGCUGUGCAUGUUACAGUGACAAUAAAGAUUCUAUUCUGUUCAUUUAGAAUAAAACCGAUUUGAAGGUAAGCUAAAAAGCUGCUUCUGUACCUCACUGUUUGUUUUAAAAAAACAACAACAAAAAACAAAGACAUUGUGGCCAACAUGCCAGAGUUGAGGACUGAAUAUGGUAGUAAUGGGUGACAUCAUGGGGGACUACUUCCAUCUAUGGUAAGACAGUCUUUUGUAUGCCUAUUACUAACGAACAGCUUCUCCUCAGUUGUUUUGUCAGGUCCCACCUGUCUGCUUGACAAAGCAGUUCCAUCAACCAUCAUCACUUCAAUGAAUAUAUCAGCAUGUUUUCCUUCAUGAUAUUUGGUCAGUUGAUGAAGCUGUCAAAACAGAUGUUUUGCCAGAUGCUGUAUCAUCUUUGUGAUAGAAGAAGAUAAAAUUGGAACAAAGAGCUCAAUAUCUGCUGAAUGGUCUACCGGAGUUCUCAAAAUCCUCAACUAGGCGUAGCUCAUACUCACGGCAGAUCUGUAACAUUACAAACAUCGUUGAAGAAAAUUCAUUUUUCUCAAUCAAAGCCUUGAUAAGUCUGACUUCUUAUUUUCUUGAGUCUUUGAAAAUGUUGCCUAUAGGCCUCUGGCACAAGCUCAUAGACUUUGAAAUGGCAACUUCGAGUUUCUUAUGGUCAAGACAAACAGACUUUCUGAGCCUUGUGUGGACCGCACAUCCUGAAGCUAGUGCAGUGUGCUAGCUAUCAGCUCAAAGACCUCAAAGUAACAGAGGGUUUAGACUUCUGUGUUAAAUCUGAGCUAUAGCCUACGCCGUAACCUGACGUGCAGGUUUCCUUUAUCCCUACUGCAACUCGUCUCCUUAAUGGUAAAUAACUGUCUUGUGGCUUUUUAUUAUUGAUUUGUUUACUCUUAUUGUUGCCCUUGCUACUAAACUAAUUUCCCCUUGUGGGACGAUAAAGUAUUUAAUUGAAUAUUGUUGCUGGAUUGAAACACAAGAGCCCUGAAUAACCUACCCCCAACAAGGAUGUAACUCCACCAAGGAUUAUUCAGAAAACAAAGACAAAAUUAAUGAGUGAUCAUCAGGAAGGUUCCUGUUUAUAGAUUUUAGAACCAGAUCUUACGGAUGAUUUCAUUCAUCAAUAAUUUCUCAUUUCCUGUAGUUUGUAAGAAAUUGCACCAGGUUAAGCUGUGCUUUCAUCAUAACCAAUAAUGGCAACCAUUAUUAUUGAACAGGAACUUAAAAAUAUCAGCUAAGACUUCCAACAAGGAGGUCACUGGGAAGUUCUGGAGUUUUAUACAGCAGGUGACUUCUGUAUGAAAAGAGAAGUAGAUUAGUUUGUGUAGUAGACAACGUCUGAAGACUUUGAUCCACAGGGAGAGCGAGCCCUUCGGCUGAGCUAACACAGUUACUGAGAGAAUAUCAGAAUGCCUGUUUAGCACAACCACAGAUGAGUCUGUCAGACAAUGGUAACUCGAGCUGGUUCAGAAGUCCUGGCGAGUGAUGAUUAGAAAGAAACAGGUAGGUAGAGCCAGCGCAUGUCCACCUCAGAGCUAAGGAGAGAUCAAGGAGAAAGUGUUAUGGUUCUGGGUCUUUUACACUGCAUUUUAAAAAUUUUGGACAUUUGUUGAUCCUGAUGAUUAUCAGUUAUCCUCAGUUUGUUUCUUAGUUUGUUGUUGUGUUUUUAAGCUUAGUGAUUUUAUUGCAGUUACUGUUAUGUUUUUGAUAUUUCUUCUUUCAUGUUACCCCGCCUUUCUUGUGUUCCCCAUGUUUUGUCAGGUUGAUGUUACCCUGUCUCCCCUUUGCCUACAUCUCUUCGUUUAACUAUUUAUUCCCUCAGGUUGUCUUUGUUAGUUGUCACAUCAUCCUAUUUCUUGGUUCUUAGUUUCCUAGCUCCCAGUGUGUUUUUAUGGAUUUCGCUUCACCUUCAAUAAAACAUUGUUUUCAUUGGA